GACCUGUUCCACGCAGACCUGCGCCGGCGGCAGCUGAUGUUUGCCGCCUUUGACCGAGUGGACCUCCGCUUCGCGCAGCUCGACGGGGCAAACAUGAGCCACGCCGCCUUCACCCGCGCCGACUGCCACAACGCCAGCUUCCGCGAGGCGGGGCUCCAGGAGGCGCACUUGCUCGCCUCGGAGCUAGUAGCCUCGGAGCUCGUCGGAGCCUCGUUUGCGCGCGCGACGAUGACGUCGUGCAAACUCGGGAACGUGCGGCUCGCCGGAGCCGAUUUGAGCGACGCGGAUCUGAGGAAGGCCGAUCUGCAGAGCGCCGAGGGGGCGGACGUCACCUUUGUACGCGCUCGGCUCGAGGGCGCCAUCGUCUCCGCCUCGUCCUUCACGCGCGCCACCUUCUCCUCGGCGGACCUGAGGGACAGCCGGUGGGAGCAGACGGAUCUCUCCGACUCGGUGUUCACGCGCUGCCAAUUCAGCAGAGCGGCGAUGGCGGGCAGCAAGCUCUCCCGCGUCGAGCUGAGCGACGCCGACCUAUCGGACGCCGACCUCUCGGGCUCCUCCUUCAAGUCGGCCAAGCUCCGCCGCGCACGCCUCGAACGCACGGUCCUCCAGGGCACCGAUCUCUCCGGCGCGGACGCCACCGAUGCCACCUUCAGGUCGGCAGUCCUUGACAAGGCCAACCUGGCGGGCGCGACGCUGCGCGGCGCCAGUUUCGCAAACGCAAAGAUCGCCGGCGCGCGGCGGCCCCGACGAAUCCUCCCA
Emiliania huxleyi CCMP1516 is the source of this 759-nucleotide messenger RNA. RefSeq lists its product as hypothetical. The record is from RefSeq and is a predicted model, not a curated record. Lineage: Eukaryota; Haptophyta; Isochrysidales; Noelaerhabdaceae. The transcript has 3 exons. The annotation marks the transcript as partial.